Micropterus dolomieu (smallmouth bass) is the source of this 5851-nucleotide messenger RNA. RefSeq names its product nicotinamide phosphoribosyltransferase 2 (gene nampt2). Gene Ontology annotation, molecular function: nicotinamide phosphoribosyltransferase activity. The record is from RefSeq and is a predicted model, not a curated record. Gene Ontology annotation, biological process: NAD+ biosynthetic process. NCBI's taxonomy places the organism in Eukaryota, Metazoa, Chordata, Actinopteri, Centrarchiformes, Centrarchidae. The transcript is spliced from 11 exons. The coding region runs from base 189 to 1670 and encodes 493 amino acids.
UUGGUUGUUUUACCAGUGCUGUAACGUCUGAGUUUGAGUUCACACGAGAAAUAAAGCGGUUACAAUAGUAAUAAUUCGACGUUGAGGGCUUAUUUAUCUGCUACCUGGCCUGUGGUUCUGGGUGGCUAUCUUGCUAAGUUGCUUCGAAGACUUAAGUGACAUUUACGUUAAUUCAUUCAUCCAUAACAAUGGCAGCGCAGGAUUUUAAUUUCUUGCUUGCGACGGAUUCUUACAAGAUCACACACUACAAACAGUAUCCUCCAGAUGUCAGCAAAAUCUACUCCUACUUUGAAUGCAGACGCAAGAAAGGCUCCCAGUUUAGUGAAGUGGUGUUCUUUGGUCUUCAGUAUCUGCUGAAGAAGUACCUCACAGGCCAAGUGGUCACAGAGGAGAAGAUUCAGGAAGCCAAACUCUUCUACCAGAUGCACUUCAAACAGGCUGUGUUUGAUGAAGAAGGCUGGAGGAAAGUCCUGGAGAAACAUGAUGGUCGUCUUCCUAUCCGGAUCAAAGCCGUCCCUGAGGGCAGGAUCAUACCAAGAGGCAAUGUGCUCUUCACUGUGGAAAACACAGAUCCCAACUUCUACUGGCUCACCAACUACAUCGAGACCAUGCUGGUGCAGAUGUGGUAUCCCAUCACCGUAGCCACCAUAUCCAGGGAAUUUAAGAAGAUUCUGGCCAAGCAUCUGAAGGCCACCUCGGGGAGCCUGGAAGGCCUGGACCUGAAACUGCAUGACUUUGGCUAUAGAGGAGUCUCCUCACAGGAGUCUGCAGCAUUAGGUGGAGCAGCUCACCUGGUUAAUUUCUGCAGUACAGACACAGUAGCUGGGCUGCUGAUGGCUCAGCGAUACUAUGGCUGCCCAAUGGCUGGCUUCUCCAUUCCAGCAGCAGAGCACAGUACCAUCAUCUCUUGGGGGAGGAGCAGGGAGAAGGAGGCAUUUGAGCGACUCCUGGACCAGUUCUCCUCAGGGCCGGUGUCAGUGGUCAGUGACAGCUACGACAUCUUUAAUGCCUGUAAACACAUCUGGGGAGAAAAGCUGAAAGAGCGAGUCAUGGAACGCAGCCAGGACUCAUGCCUGGUCAUCCGGCCGGACUCUGGGGACCCAGCAGAGACUCUUAUUGAGGUCAUCAAGAUUUUGGAGGACUGUUUUGGCUGUUCGAUGAAUUCUCUGGGAUACAAGGUUCUGCCCUCUUACCUGCGAAUUAUUCAAGGAGACGGCAUUGACCUCAACUCAAUAGACGAGAUUCUUGAGAAGGUGAGUGAUGAAGGCUGGAGUGCUGAGAACGUCUUCUUUGGUUGCGGCAGCGCUUUGCUUCAGAAACUCAACAGAGAUACACUCAGCUGUGCCUUCAAGUGCAGCUAUGUGGAGAGUAAUGGCAAGGGGAUGGACGUGUACAAGCAGCCGGUGACCGACCCAUCCAAAGGGUCAAAGAGGGGUCGAUUAUCACUGAGGAGAAACUCUAAUGGCUUCUUAGAGACAAUAGAGAGAGGGGCAGGCAAGCCUGAGGAGGACCUGCUGGUGACUGUCUUUGAGAAUGGAAGCCUGGUGAAGGACUACUCCCUGGAGGAGAUCAGGAAGAACGCUCGGCUAAGGGACGAGGAGGUGAACACCAUCCCGCACAACCAUGAACAGGAGCUGCUGCACAAUCACAUUAUCAACGGGAUUCAUUAGGUCAAAGCCUCUCAUAAUGCAUAGGAUAAUUCAGUGUUUAACAGGGUGUACUGCAAUGAAGACUGCUGUGGAGAGUGAAAAGCUGUGUCUUACAGCACUCACCACCAAGCACUCCCACCUGCACUUCAUCCUAAGGAGAUCAGUGGUAACAUUGUUUUCAGGUAGAUCAACUUCAUUCCCUUUUUCCUCUGGCCAGACACUCCACACAGUGAACGGUGUGGGCAGACAGCUACACUGCCCUGUCACAGCCAUGGCCAGAACUCAAGCUCAGGGUCAAAUAUGAUAAGCUAAGUUAAUCCAUGAAGGAAAGGAAAAAACUUAAAGAUACAUUUCCUGAGUUUGGGGCUGCUACAACAAAUUUAAGAUGUGCAUCUUUAAAUAUAUUUUCAGAAUAUGCAGUUUCUGAGAAUUUUCAGGCCAAAAAUGUGCUAAAACUUCCAAAUGUCUAUGAAGAUUCUCAGUUAUCCAGGUCAUAGUUAUCCAACAAAGGUUAAAAUCAAGGGCAACUGGACUUGUUGCCCUUGAUUUUUAUCUUUUAUUAUUUUUAACAGUAUUACUGAUAGUAAUAGUGCUACAUCAUCAGGUAUGGGUGACACUGAGUGCUUGAUAUACAAUAUUUAAUUUAACGUCAGUGUCAGCCUCAAAUAUCAGCAGAAGAGUGUUUUCGCCAGGCCAACAUUCUGCCCUUUAGUUUGGUGUACAGUUAAUACACAAAGAGAUGACAACACUGACCAGCUGUGCAAAAUAAGUGAAGAGGGCUGCGCUGCACUGCCACAGUGUGGACAUAAAAACAAAGUCAACAAAGUCAACAAAGCCAUACCCGUUCUGUUUCACUGGUCCACAAAGCACACUCUAUGGAACCCAAAGUGUUUAAUAUAAAGUACAUUUAAAAAAGACAUAAUGAAAUACAUAAUCAUAAGAAUAAAUUGUGUAAGAUAUAAUAAUGAACCAAAAAAUCAUUGAAUCACAAAUAUUAGUGAAAUUUAUUGAAACUCAUUAUUCUGAAAUGUCAUUUCAUCAUUCAUUUUCAUAACUGAAUUUUAUUGGAUAUCAUUUUUAUUUCAUUGUAGACAUUCUUAUUUCAAAUGCCCUUUUUCAAAAGUCUGCUUUUAGUUCGUAAUGUCUUUCCAUGACAGUGGCAUUGUCAACAGUCACCGCCCUUUAUCUUUCAGCCAAUCACCUACCUCCCUGCCUGCUACCACAUGUAGCCAGCGAGCUCAACGCCUGCUACCACAUGUAGCCAGCGAGCUCAACGCCUGCUACCACAUGUAGCCAGCGAGCUCCUGUUAGCUGGAGCAACAACAAUGCCAAUUCUGUAUCAUACAGCUAGAGACUGCUGCUGUAAAGAAACAGACACUUAAGCCAAGGGCAUUUUUUAAUGAAAAUAAAAAUGAUGCGGUUAUUUUACUUUAUACUUUAUUUACUUUAUAAUUAUUAAUAAAUUAGUAUUAAUAAUGUCAUGUUUCAUGAAUUAGAAAUUAUAUAUUUGACACAGUUUGUUCAUAUAACAAUUUAUUUUAUAAGUACUUAAUUAGGUCGUAGUAAAUAUUAUUUAGUACAUAUUUAAUAUUUAACACUUUGGGGAGAGUCCUUUUCAUGUGUAGAGACAUAAAGGUAUUUGAAGACAGUUAUUGAUAGUAGUAACACACUCUGUUGGAGGUGUUUUUUGACCUUUUGGGUUGGUUUCAGUGGCUCUGCUGUAAGACACACUGUAAAGGCACAUUUCACUACUCUCAUCUGCUUGCACAGAAUUGACGUAUCUGUCACUUGUGAUUUCAGUCUGUUUUUAAAAAGGUGGCACAUUAAUUCAGUACAAUUGUUUAUUGUCUCUCCAUGUUAUGACAUUAUGAUCUAGAUAAGUGACUAGUGUAAAGUGUAAAUUUAAUUUAGGCCUGUUAUUGUGCACUACUGAACUUACUGCCUUAUGUAGUAAAAUAUACUGGAUGUUGGAUAUGAUUUGAUAUUUGCAAACUGGAUUGGGGAAACGCCUAUGUGGGUCAUCCCUAGAUGAAAUAAUACAAAUACAUGCUGGUAGGGUAAACAGGUUUGAUCAGUUGGCAAAUGAACUAAUGGACAUGAAGCGAAACAUUCUACAGAUUCGGUCAGUCUCUGAUGUCCACUGCAUUUCUCCUGUUAUUUUAUGAUGAAGUUUAAGUCUUUAAAUGCCAAUGUUUCCUUAACUUGCCUUGUCUACUUGACUUGGAAGUAUUUUAUUUCCCAAAAUGCCUGUCAACAGCUUCUACACUAGGAGCAUUAUUACUUCAGAUCAAAGAGGCGCAAAUAGUUUUGCAGACCCAUUAAAAAUAAAUAAACCCAUGUAUCUCCAUGCAGACUGCAUUUUUGACAAGUAUUCAGACUGAUGCAAUGAGUAUAAAUGUGUCAUCUGAUUACCUGCCUUAACCAACCUACUGUGUGAUGUAAAAUAUUCAAACACUGUGCUCCUUGCUAUUGUAUUGGGGAGGUAGCAACGUAGAAAAUGCUGCCUAUUUUUACAGCAACAAGUCAGUUCUGUCAGUGACAACAGAUGCAAGUGAGCUACAGAAGGUGCUGACAAAUGAAAGAGGAAGAAGUACUCAUUUAUGUUUUGAGGGGUUGAACUUUAAAAUAACCUAUAGGCCUGGUUUUUAGAUGAAUUCUAUCUUUUGAGAAAAGCUGCUAUAAUGCUGUUUUUUUAAUUCAUCGAACACAUACUCCAAAAAUACUGCUGCUUUCUUUGGCUGUUAAUUGUAAGUGUUGAUCCUUCCUACUCUCUUUUCAUGCCCUUUUAUUUUCUGUUAACAUAUGGGUCUUAUUUUUAUAUUCAGCAACAAAUUCCACAAUAAUCAGUUGUGUUCAGUUUCAGACUGCAAGCCAAAGCCUGUUUAUAUUUGAUUUUAUUGCUGAUGGCUGGUCUAUACGGAUUAGUGAUAUUAAUGAAGUAGAGUAGUGACGCAGUUUGCCGCCAACACUGUGACACAGUUUGCCACCAACACUGGACCACACAUGGUUUACCUCUUGUGUAGUACCAGCACUAAUGCUGUAUAUAAUAAUAUUUUGUAAAUAUUCAUUUUAAAAUGAUUUCAUUCUAACUGAUCUGUUCCUUUUUAAAUGUUCUGUAUCGGGUUUUUUUGGGGGGGUGUUUUUUUGGGGCUUGUUUUAAAAUCUGACCUUUUGUAAGAUUAAAAAUGACCUUCAACACUUUCACAUGGGGUGAGUUACUUUGCUAAACUGAAAACAUGCCAAGUUGUCCGGAACACUAGAAAGAUAAACUGUUAUUUUACUGAGUGACCAGAAAAUAGAACCCAUGUAUUUUAACACACUGGAGGUGAGCAACUCAGCCUCAGAGGCAAAACACUCGUUCUUGGAAUGCUAAGUACACCUUCAGAUUCUGCUACAAUCCUCCAUCCCUGCAUUUUUUUUCAACAUGCAGUAGGGAUGGCGAGCACAGUGGUUAGCACUGUUUCAAUUUAAGCAUGAAUGAGCUAAACAUCCAGGAGCGAGUUCUUCAUCCUGGGUGCUUUCCUAACCACUUUUCUUUGACCUCGAAGAAAAACAUCACAGGGUCAAGGACAGAUGUGAAGGAGAAUUUAUAAGGACUUAGGAAAAGACAACCGUGGUGGUCAGAGAAUCCGACUGCACUUACUCUAGGCUUCAAAUAAAAUAAGAUUUGGUAAUAAAGGGGGUUUUCAGUGUAUACAUAAGGUACAAUUUACCAUCAGUUAACUCUAACUUCAGCUGUUCCAUAAACUCGCACUUUACCUGAAAUCCAAUCAUUAUAUAACACUAGUUGUCAUCCUUCAUUUUGGGUCUCUUCUUUUUAACAAAUGUUGGAUACUUUCAAGUAGCCAUUUGUUUUAAAUUUUAUAUUAUUUUAAUAUUUAUGUUGUAUUGAAAUAAAGCCAUUCACUGAGACCACUGAUAAAUUUAAGUAUAUUCAUCAUGAUCAUGAGUCAAUGCAGUUUGAAGACCUUCAUUAUUUCAGUUUGGUGCUUAUAUGUGGCACAUUUUUAAAUGAACGUGUUUAAUCAAAUCACCACACACACUCUUGGUGGCUUUUUUUCCCCUAAAGACACAGAAGAACAUAUGGUGAGAUGAUGUGAUCUGCUGGUCUGCUGGUCCCAGUCUGAACGCUCACUCUUUAUCAAUACUGUCUGAAUGCAGUCUGACUAAAGUUGAAAAAUAAACCUACAUUUUAUAACCUA